GGAACCUUGUCGAGCUCAUUUCUCAUCUCACGUUGAGUGUUGAAGAGAGUCCGUCCGCUGGUUCGGAUACUAGAAGAAGUCAGGCGGAACUCGGGGUCCAUUUUCGAAGUCGGGCUGCCCCAUUCCUCUCACAUGUGCUGACACAGCCCCAGGUAUUACACGCAUCCCGUCGGGCAGCGGAGGGGAACUCUCAUUUAGCUGCUUUGGCAUAAUUUAGUAAGAAGAAGAAAAAGAAAACCAACAAGAGAGAGGAGAGAAGAUGUUAAUGAAGGAGUACAGGAUAUGUAUGCCCCUCACGGUGGAGGAGUACCGGAUCGGCCAGCUGUACAUGAUCAGCAAACACAGUCACGAGCAGAGCGACCGAGGGGAAGGGGUGGAGGUCGUCCAGAACGAACCUUUUGAAGACCCGAUUCACGGCCAAGGCCAGUUCACAGAGAAACGAGUCUACCUCAACAGUAAAUUGCCAAGCUGGGCUCGAGCAGUGGUUCCUAAAAUCUUCUAUGUCACAGAGAAAGCGUGGAACUACUACCCAUACACCGUUACAGAAUACACUUGUUCAUUCCUGCCCAAGUUCUCCAUUCACAUAGAGACGAAAUACGAGGACAACAAAGGAAGCAAUGACAAUAUCUUUGAAACUGAACUGAAGGACCAAGAGAGGGAGGUCUGCUUUGUUGACAUCGUCUAUGAUGAAAUCCCAGAGCGCUAUUAUAAAGAGUCUGAGGACCUGCGAUAUUUCAAAUCGGAGAAGACAUCGAGGGGCUUGCUGCAGGAAGGCUGGAGGGACACGCAGGAACCCAUCAUGUGCUCAUACAAACUAGUCACAGUCAAGUUUGAGGUGUGGGGUCUUCAGACUCGAGUAGAGCAGUUUGUGCACAAGGUUGUUCGAGAUGUGCUGCUGCUGGGACACAGACAGGCUUUUGCUUGGGUUGACGAGUGGAUAGACAUGACGAUGGAUGAAGUGAGAGAGUUUGAGCGCACCAUCCAGGAGGCCACCAACCAGAAGAUUGGGGUAAUCCCCCCAUCGAUCUCCAUUAGUGAGAUGCCCCUGUCCUCUUGCGCUCCCACCGGCCCCGCCAGCGCUCCCUCAACUCCAAUGUGCACCGACGCGCCCGAGUCCCUCUCCGUUCCCAAGGAUCGACCUCGCAAAAAGUCCGCCCCCGAAACUCUGACCCUUCCCGACCCUGCUCCGAGUCCGACUCCCCAGAGCUCUUCCUCAAACCAGUUAGCCACGUCUAACCACCUCCAGUCGUCCACGCCGCCUUCCAACUCUGACCUGGCUGAAAUGGGUGAGCAGUAGAACAGUGGGACGUCUUCCCUCAAACCCCUUAUUUUGCCCCCACUGUCUUAUGAGCCCAGUGAGACCAACUUUGCCUCCAAGCGCCAGUGCCCUGACAUUCAAGCUCUUUAGCCACGAUCUAUGAAUUGCCAUAAUUUAAACACGGCACCAAUCCCUCAAGAACUCAUCAGUGUCAUUGAUGCCACCAGGGCAGCUGUAGCCUCAGCCACCCCAAUGUGCUUCACUGAGCGUCUAAUCAGCCUAAUUUCACACUUAUUUCCUACAAAUACACAAACUGUUUGACAGCAAAGAUUAUAUUUGUUGAGUAGAUGUCCUUUAUGUAAAUAAAUUUUCAUUGUUUUCCUAAUUGUUUUUCCCCUCCCAAUCAAAUGAGCUGACCAUAACUUACCACUUCUUUUUUUUCAAGUAGUUGCCUUUUCACCACCGAGCCAUUGGAGAUUGAGUAAAUAUACAUAAUAUGUAUAAAUGACAUGAUUCAAUUGUAGACUUUAAGAUAAUAAAACUACAUUAGAAAUUGA
Austrofundulus limnaeus is the source of this 1815-nucleotide messenger RNA. Its product is annotated as phosphatidylinositol transfer protein cytoplasmic 1. Gene Ontology annotation, cellular component: cytoplasm. Bases 260 to 1297 code for a protein of 345 amino acids. NCBI's taxonomy places the organism in Eukaryota, Metazoa, Chordata, Actinopteri, Cyprinodontiformes, Rivulidae. The transcript is spliced from 9 exons. Gene Ontology annotation, molecular function: phosphatidylinositol transfer activity; phosphatidylinositol binding. The record is from RefSeq and is a predicted model, not a curated record. Gene Ontology annotation, biological process: phospholipid transport.